This is a messenger RNA of Morchella sextelata, 360 nucleotides long. RefSeq lists its product as uncharacterized. The record is from RefSeq and is a predicted model, not a curated record. The transcript is spliced from 2 exons. The coding region runs from base 1 to 360 and encodes 119 amino acids. Lineage: Eukaryota; Fungi; Ascomycota; Pezizomycetes; Pezizales; Morchellaceae.
AUGACUUUGACGGCGUGCGAUAAUGCGACUAUCAAAGACGUGUUUAGGAAGAUUUCUGGGAUCAAGGCGGCAGCUGAGAGGUUCUGCUCUGCUUCCUAUCAAUUGGGUAAUGGGGUUCUCGUAAAGGGAAGCCCAGUUUCGUAUCAAAACGCCAUUGACAAUGGGAUCAUAGUCAACGAUUUGGGUUCGAAGAUCUGUUGGGGUUCCCGUUUUACGCAGAGGUUCUCGAAGAGUGCAAGAAGAGAAACCGAUGAUAGCAGGUACAGCAGCAACGAAUGGUGUAUGAUUAAAAUGGGCGAAGUUUCUAUGAAGAACAUACAUGAGGGAGUGAUCGGAUGUGUAAAUGGCUCCAUCAUCUAG